UUCUAUUUAGUCACUCUUUGGAAAGAGCCAAAAAGAAGAAAAAAGAAAGUGCAGAGAGCUUCUUUAAUUUCUUUUCUUGAUUUUCACACUAACAUCUUCAUCUUCAUCUUCAUCUUAAUUCAUAGCAAAACAGUAUGUUAGAAGGCAAAGCACUGAUUGAAGACACAGACAUGCCAGUAAAGAUGCAGAUCCAAGCUAUGUCAUAUGCUUCUCAAGCUCUUGAUCUUUAUGAUGUUUUAGACUGCAAAUCUAUAGCUGCUCACAUCAAGAAGGAAUUUGACAAGAAGUAUGGAGGUGGAUGGCAAUGUGUGGUGGGAUCAAACUUUGGGUGUUUCUUUACUCAUACUAAAGGAACAUUUAUCUAUUUCACUUUAGAGACUCUAAACUUCCUAAUCUUCAAAGGAGCCUCUUCUCCUUGACAAGAUAUUAUAGGCUGUUGUGGUCGGGCCCUUUCCUUGUACUAUAGCAGGAGCUUUAGUGCAUCGCGAUGUAGUUACUCUUAGUUAAGUCAUUCCUCUUGUUCAUAACCCCUUCCCUCUUUUUUAACAUUUUUUUUUCUACUUUUGAAAGCAAGAUCUGGCCAUUGUAUGUUUUCAAAGAAAAUGUAACUUUUAGUUAUGUAUCCAUGAGUAGAUUAAAUUUAAUUAUGCUCACUCACUUUACUUAUCAAGAAGGUUAUGAUGCCUUUGAGAAAGACACUUUCUGGGUUUGCCUUAAUUAAGGACCAGAUUUAAAGGAAAAGGAGUGUUGAAGUAGCUUUAUCACAAAGUUGAAUUUGCCAUUUUAGAAUCUCUUUGCAUAUAUUCCAUAGUCAAUCAUAAGCUUUGUAGGCCAUGUCUAUACUAGAGGUGGUCACUAUGUCUA
Solanum stenotomum is the source of this 864-nucleotide messenger RNA. RefSeq lists its product as uncharacterized. Bases 135 to 419 code for a protein of 94 amino acids. NCBI's taxonomy places the organism in Eukaryota, Viridiplantae, Streptophyta, Magnoliopsida, Solanales, Solanaceae. Gene Ontology annotation, biological process: microtubule-based process. The transcript has 2 exons. Gene Ontology annotation, molecular function: dynein light intermediate chain binding; dynein intermediate chain binding. The record is from RefSeq and is a predicted model, not a curated record. Gene Ontology annotation, cellular component: dynein complex.